Messenger RNA from Macrosiphum euphorbiae (potato aphid), 375 nucleotides. The record is from the annotation of a GenBank genome assembly. NCBI's taxonomy places the organism in Eukaryota, Metazoa, Arthropoda, Insecta, Hemiptera, Aphididae.
AUGAGAACAAAAAAGUGGUAUAUGCGGCUUUUUUAUCAUAUGCUAGAUAUGACAAUAAUCAAUUCUUGGUUAUUGUAUAAAAGAGUACAAAAAGAAAAUGGUAAUAAUGCUCCAAUGAAACUUAAAGCAUUUAGGAUUGAUAUUGCUACUUGUCUAACAAAAGUUGGACAAAUUCAAACUCCAAAAAGAGGAAGACCAACAUUAAUUAGCAUUGAAGAAAAGAAAAAAAGAAAAGAGGUAAAGUUGCAAAAAUACCAACUAGUGAGGUUAGACUUGAUGGCAAUUUUCAUUUACCGAUUCCAGGUGAAAAACAACGAUGUAAUAGACCCCAGUGCAGUGGAUUUUCGGUCACAAAAUGUUAUAAAUGCAAAGUAA